Molecule: messenger RNA, 867 nt
Organism: Dreissena polymorpha
Lineage: Eukaryota; Metazoa; Mollusca; Bivalvia; Myida; Dreissenidae
Product: kielin/chordin-like protein
Exons: 6
Coding region: 397-867 (156 amino acids)
Biological process (GO): negative regulation of BMP signaling pathway
Cellular component (GO): AMPA glutamate receptor complex
Molecular function (GO): protein binding
Source: RefSeq, a predicted model, not a curated record
UGUAUUCAUAGGAACCGAAUAGACAUGUCUCUUUUUUUCCGCAACAAAUUGACAUCCGUAUUUCUACGCACGCAGCGGAAAAUAUUGAGCUUCUAAGAAUCUAAUGAAUACUAUUGUAUUUCUUUGCACAAACUUGACACUGCUGUAUUCAAUUGAUGCAUUUCAUCGCGUUAAUUUCACAUCUUCGUAUUUUGGUAAUUUGUUCAAAUUGUAAAUUGAAUUACAAACUUAUAAUACUGGAUCAGUAAUGCGCAACCAUUUUCGACUGAAUUAUAUUUUCACAGAACAGAAACAAGGUCAGUGUCCUGUUGCACCAGAUGGAAUAAUUACCACCUGUCUAGUAGAGUGUCAAGGUGACAGUUCCUGUACAGGCGACAAGAAGUGUUGUAGCUUCGGAUGUCAUGUCUCGUGCUCGAAUCCAGUUGCAGAGAGCAAGAGCUGCGAGUAGAACGGACAGAUAUACCGCGAAGGUUAACAAGUGCCAUCCAGUUGCCAUGUGAUGCUGGAUGUUCCUGCCAAGGUGGUCUGGUCCUCUGCGCCGUUUUAUCAUGCCCUCCGCUCCGCUGUGAGAUUUACGAAAACUUUCCCGGCCAGUGCUGUCCAGCCUGUAAAACAAAAGCAAUGCGUGGUGAAUGGCACGACAUACAACGACGUUGCAUUAUGAUGCCAGGGGAGUCUGUCCCCGACAAUGACCCGUGUAAGUUCUGUCGAUGUGACAUGGGCGACGUUGUGUGUGCGAUCGCGGACUGUGCCCCGCCCCCUUGCGAGCACCCAACCUCAAUUCCAGGAAAGUGCUGCCCCGUUUGCAACACAGGAAAAUCGUGCAAUUAUAAGGGAAGCGUCUACCAAGACGGUACACAAUUAUAA